Lolium perenne is the source of this 498-nucleotide messenger RNA. RefSeq lists its product as uncharacterized. NCBI's taxonomy places the organism in Eukaryota, Viridiplantae, Streptophyta, Magnoliopsida, Poales, Poaceae. The record is from RefSeq and is a predicted model, not a curated record.
UUUAUUCUCCUAAUCAUUGAUCUUCACAAAGGAGUCGUAAAUGUCAUGGACUCGAAACGUAAAGAACAUGCGGAAUGGGCGGACAUGGCUGCCAUCCUCCAGAGGGCUUGGAAACGGUUCAUCAAUACUGUUCCGGGUAAAUGGAAACCGGAGCUUACAUUUCAAGAUUACCCUUGUAUGAGGCAGGAACCCGGGAAUAACUUAUGUGGAUACUACGUCUGCACCUUCAUUCGUGACAUGGCCUGUCCCAAGGGUGGGGAUGCCCGUAUACACCAUACUCGUAUGAUACGCCUGCGGGACACUCUCAUAACGGAGGAUCAAAUACGAGCAAUUCAAGAGGAAAUCGCGGGAUUCUUUCUUACCGAGGUCAUUACCCCAGGUGGAGAGCACUAUCGGCAGAUCGUGACGGCGGAGGAUAUUCGUCGAGGAGAUGUUGUAUUGUAAAUAUGCAUGCAUUACGUGUACUGUUGACGAUGUCGUGUACUGUUGACGAUGUCU